Messenger RNA from Daphnia pulicaria, 7060 nucleotides. RefSeq names its product calcitonin gene-related peptide type 1 receptor-like. The coding region runs from base 4605 to 6074 and encodes 489 amino acids. The transcript is spliced from 11 exons. NCBI's taxonomy places the organism in Eukaryota, Metazoa, Arthropoda, Branchiopoda, Diplostraca, Daphniidae. The record is from RefSeq and is a predicted model, not a curated record. Gene Ontology annotation, molecular function: calcitonin receptor activity. Gene Ontology annotation, cellular component: plasma membrane. Gene Ontology annotation, biological process: cell surface receptor signaling pathway; adenylate cyclase-modulating G protein-coupled receptor signaling pathway.
UACGAAUUGAAUACAAUUCGGUCAACGCCAUGAACGCCAGACGACGAGAUAAUAGAGGGCUAGACACGGAGACAGAUUUCUGGUGCUAUAUACCUCUUCUGUGCGGUAAUUCUAACCCAAACCAAUUGUCCAAUUGUUUCGGCUCCUCAUUAAUGUCGUAUUCUUACGUAGAAGAAGACGACUGCAUUGCAAGUCUAUGUUGACAUCAAUAGUCUCAGCCGUCACGUAUAUACAUGUAUACAUGGCGAGCUGCGAGCGAUGGUCUUCAGUAACAAUGCGCCCAAAUAUUACGCAAUCAAGUCCAAUACUAUACAACUUUUUUCUUUUGGUGUCCUAAUGCUCUUUGUAUUUUCUUUCGGUGUAAGAUUCGGUUAUAUUUGGACCCUUGCCAACUUCUCGUCUACGUUUCCUUUUUUCUUUUUUUCUUUUUUCACUUUUCGUUGCAUUGGAUGGGAUAUAAGAGUAAGAUACGGCAGCCGUAACGACCCAAACUAGUCGGAUACUCGGAUGCGUUUUUCUUUCCGACGGGCUCUGCUCCACUUUCAGUGGAGUGCCGAGCGUUUCAAUUACAAACUUCACUUCAAUAUUACGACCGGGUGAAGAAUACGAGGUUAGGCACUGCUCCUAUCUACGUUGCAAUUGUUGCACGAUGAUCGUCCUUUCAUGCCAUGAAUGAAUUGAAUCAGAGCGAACACACGGAACCAAUUAUGCAUGGCGAGACUACGUGCCGGUAUAUCCCCUCCCGCGUAUAUAUAUUUAAAAAAUAUUUAAAUCUACCAACGAAGUGGAUUCGAACAAUUGUUCUUUAUUUAGCUACAUCUGGGACAUAGGCCUAUUAAGGCGGAACAAACCAAAAGCAAAUGUUGAAUCAAUCGUAAUCGUCAAUCCAAAUCCAUUUUUCGUCAUAAUGUUGUGUUGUGUCUUUUGUUUCCAUGGCUGAGCAGUAGAUCUAAUGCGCCCUAUAGUAUAAGAAUCAUUUUACAGUUAUCGUCUACGGAGAGGCGCCAAGAACAAGUUUGUCGGAUGAAAGAAGACUAGAGUCUGAGAUCCUUUUUAUUGGAUCCAGCAGAACGAUAUCUAUACCAAGUAUUGAUUAGAUGAGAAUCUGAAGCCAUAGGCUCAUUGUUGCUCACCGCGAUGCAGACUGAUUGGAAUGAAGAGGAUAUACAGCGACUCGCACAGAUUACAGCAGCCCAGAUAUAUCUCUAUAUUGCUGUCAGUAGUUCGUCGAAUUUCCAGAUGAAACAUUCGUAAGAUUGCACCACUUGAAAGUUAAAAAAAAAAAAAAAAAAAAGAAAUCAAACAGCCAGAAGUGUAAAUCUAGGUUUGCAACUACUUUAUAAGUGCUAGGGAAAUGGGAAAAAAAUAAAUAAAUAACUGAACUGUGAAGUAGUAGACCUUUGGAUAUUAGUGGCAGACUUGACGUUAAUGACAUUAGACAAAAGGUUAAAAAACUAAUAUCAUCGCGAUUCCCUUCCAGCAUUCACUGGAUAUAUCUUUAUUUUCCCCUGAUGGGGUGGAGUUACCACGGAAACGUGGCCUUUCUCCUGCGUCCCACACGCUAGUUCAUUUGGGAUAUCUUAAUAAUGAAGCUUAAAUAAAAUAAGAAUAUAAGAUUGGUACCGAGAUCAACUUCUUUCCGGCGAAAAUAAAAAGAAUGAAAAAAAGACUUAUAGACAAGAUGAAAAGUCAGUGUUGGUCUUUUUUUCAGCUUUUGUUGUCGGGGCUGGCCAUGCACAGCACGCGAGGCAGCCAGCGCCAGCCAUGCACAGCUUGGAGAAAAGAUAGAUAUACAAGCGGACAGCGCCCACAAUCUAAUUAAAACAACUUCUCUCUAUAUCUAUAUAUAUAUAAUUUGUAGGAAGUAUAAGGCACGACUGCAUGAUGGCGCGGAUCUUGGGCGAACUUUCGUUUUCUGCCUAUAUCAGCUGUCUCAAAUAUAUUUCAUUCAUUUGUAAUCUGCGGAUGUGCGUCAUUGCUUCGCUGACAGAAUGUUGGCUGUUGGCUUAAGCAUCGAGAACACGAGAGCCAGAAAUAAAGUUUUACCAGAGAAAUUAAUAAGAGAAAAGGGAGAAAAUAAAUUCGAUCGAACUUUAAAUCCUCAUUGGAGACCAGACAAAAGUAAUUGCACAGUUGAAUGCCAAUCUAAAAUAGAGUCAGCUGAUUGGCACUUUUGACAACCAGUCAAUGGAAAAGAAUCUAAGAUUCGAAGCCUUCUCUGAUAUGAGACGAUAUAUUUCCCCAUAGGGUGAAAAGUUGCCGAUGCGAACGAGGAGAAUCAGACGAGUCAGACGAUUACAUAAAAUACGGAUGACAAAAAUCAAAGAACGCAUUGAAAGACUGAAAAAUCGACUCUAGAUGCCAUUUAUAGGAAAAAGAAGAAGACGCGCGAUCAAGGGACCAAGACAAAUAUAAAGAAAAAUAACAACAGGCUUUUCAAAAAGAUUCCAAAGAAGCAUAAAAGCCGGAAUAUGACGGGAGAAGAUGAUGGGUCGAUGGGAUACAAUCACACGACAAGAUUUGGCUCCGAUUGUCUUGUUAUAUUUAGAAAUCCCCGGUUCAAUGCAGCUAAUACUUAGAAAUGUUUCCUCUUUAUUGUAUUCUCUUUUUCUCUUGUGUAUUACAACUUUUCUCUUUCAUUUUUGCCAGCGAAUAGCUUUUCGUAUCGACCGCGGUUCGUCGAUGCCUGGCCAGUAAACUUUUGCUACGCCCAUAAUAUAUUUUUAGGAAAUAUCGACUCGGAUUACAUGUUUUGUUUUUGUUUGUUUGUUUUUGUUUCGGGGAAUAGCAAUUUCAGCAAUGCUCUUUGACUCUUUUAUCCAUCAUAUUAUACUACAUCUCCAUCAGACAUUACACGCAUUACGCAACGCACUCACUAAAAAUAGAUCCCCAAAUAUGUUACGUCAACAUCGCGUUACGGAUAUACCGAGCUAAUUGGGUAGGUCGACACCAUGGGGAUAAAAAAAGAAGAAGAUAAAAAAUAAAAGUGAUUGCUGCAUAUUAUUAGACAGUUCAGACUGACAGAAUAUAAGACUAUAUAUAGGCCUGCCAUUUUGUAUACUACAUAUUCAACGUUAGGAUAUAAUAAUAUAUAAACGUCAUCCCAAUUUGAAUUGCCAAGUGAAUAUAUAUUUAUAGUUGUUGGUAUAUACUGUAGCUCGGUGUUUGAGUUUUGUCGUCGUCAUGUUUGCCUUUUUUUUUUUUUUUUUUUUUUAGUUGUUUCUAUGGUCGAUAUAUUGACACAUGUCCUAUAUUCCACACACACAGUCAGUCACAGGCUGUUUGUUUUUUCGGGGAAGUUGGUUAUCUGGUCAUUUCUUUCGAUAUGGGACACUCUACCGCCCUUUUGUCCUUUCUCUUCCGUUCGGAUGUCCAUCUCUUACUGCUGCAUCUCAUAUCAAAGUGCUCUGUUAUACUUGUUAUACUUGCCCGAGUUGCAUCAGCUCGAUUUGACAUUGAAUCAGGACGUCACUCGACAUCAACCCACAUUCGCUCCUAAGAGCAUAUGUGCUGGGGAGAAAGGGAUGGACCGAUGGGAUUUCCUGAGAAUAUGACACCUAAUAUAUACAGUAGUGCGCAGUUCCUAUUGGGAUGGGGACGAAAACAAAAGCAAAACAAAAAACAAAAAAAGGAAAAACUAGGGGAAGGGAAAACAAAAAAGACGGCCGUAUCGUGCACGUAAGCAACCAAGCGAGAAAGAGAACGCAUACUCAGCGAUGUUGUUGACUGAUUGCCUGCUUGUUGAUUUUAUUUAUUGUUCCUUUUCCGAACGUAGUGUAGCUAUACUGUAUUACAUAUAUGGCAUUGUUGAAUUUUUGAUUGAUUUGGUUGUUGUUGCUGUCGUCUUUCCGCACUGUCUAUCCAUAGCGCCAGUUGAGAGUUGAACGAAAAUUUCGUGUCUAAAUAUAUUGACGUAAUAAUCGAAAGCAAAUAUUAGGCAAUUACAGGGACUCGAGAGAAGUUGGUAUAGCGGCUCAUUAUAAAGAUAUGGCGAGUAAUGCAACGAAAGGGCCUCACACUGUCUAUAAUUCCCACGAAGCGCCGUCGAUAGAUCAUUAUGGGUCGCCAUGACAAAACCACUGGCGUCGAAAAAUUGCGCUCGUUUUGUUGCACACCAAAGGCGGGGUCAUAUACUUCCCUCGUCUUAUUUUAUUGGCACUUGUAUUCCUUACGUCAUUCUGGCACUUCCAUACCGGAUGGUUAUUGUACGCGUUUUGUUGUAUUAGAAGAUGUAUAUAUUUCUAAAGAUAUAUUGCACCGAAAACCUAAUGGAUUUUCAGUGUGAUGGCGACUGCAUAAAUAACCAGUCACUAUGCUGUCGCAAAAUACGGUACGACUAGAUGAGGUCUCUAACGCUUUGGGUCGUUGCUGGGAAACGCAACCUACUCACUUGCGUAUCCGAUUUUGAUUUCCUCACACCUGGGCAUUGUAAUAUACGUUCUAUUCUGACACAACAUGGAGGCGGUAUAAUGUCACCAGCCCCGACGUAAUAACGAUCGCGGCCAAACCUGACUGCGCGCGUGCUGGCAGAGCGGAAUAAUAACAGGCAGCAGUGGCAGCAGGAUAACAAGGUGAAACUCGGGAGACGGCGCGGCGGCUUCUCGAUGGAAAUAUCAGAUUCAUCACCAGCCAUCCUGACGAUGGACCCCGAAAUCAUCCACCACGCCGGCGUCAAUCACACCGACGACGAAGACAAUUCGGUUUACAGCUCGGGAAUGGUGCCCGACAUGAUGUGGAAAAUACGCGAGGACUGCGAAAAACUCAUGAACAGUUACAACGAGUCCAGCGAAGAGCUAUUUUGCCCGCCCACCUUCGACGGAUGGUCGUGCUGGAACGCCACUCCGGCUGGCCGGAUUUCGGUGGCGCCGUGUCCGUAUUUCAUCACCGGAUUCGAUCCGCAGAGAAUGGCGCAUAAAAUCUGCACAGAGGAGGGCACCUGGUUUCGGCAUCCACAAUCCAACUUAAUCUGGUCAAAUUACACAACUUGCGUCGACGUCGAAGAUCUCGAGAUGAGGCAAGCCAUCGUUAACGUCUACAUCGCGGGCUAUUCGGUUUCGCUAAUUGCUCUCGUCAUGUCCCUUGCCAUUCUGAUCGCUUUCCGGCAGAGUUUGAAGUGCACCCGGAUCUACAUUCACCGCAAUCUGUUCGCCUCGUUCAUCAUCAAUAACGCCAUGUGGCUGCUCUGGUACAAAUGUGUGGCAGACCAACCGGAAGUUCUCCUCGAUAACCGGAUGGGCUGCAAGAUCCUUCACGUUCUGCUUCACUACUUCUUGGUGUCCAAUUACUUUUGGAUGUUCUGCGAAGGACUUUACCUGCACACGGUUCUAGUUGUGGCCUUCCUCUCCGAGAACUCCAUCAUGAAAUGGUUUCAUUUGAUCGGAUGGGCGUUGCCGGCCGUCGUUACAUCCAUCUACGCUGGCGUCAGGGCUUCCAUCCCAGAAGAAACCAACCAUUGCUGGAUGGAGGAGAGCCGCUCAACGUGGAUCCUGUCAGGUCCGGUUUGCCUGUCUAUGCUGACCAACGCUUUCUUCCUCGUCAACAUAGUCCGUGUUCUGGUGACCAAGCUCAGGGCGCCCAGUUCGGCUAGCUACAACACGGCCCACCAUCAACGCGAACCCAAUGAAAUGCACCGAGCGGAUAUGAACGUCAACGACGAACCGCACCGACCGGAUGACAUCGGCGACCGCCCUAACGGACAUAUCCCAGUGUCCGGCACCGUCUCAUCAGCAGGAAGACCCACUGGCGUAGCUCAUCGUACCAGCACUUCCCUCAGCGGCCUUCGUAAAGCCGUCAGGGCUACACUGAUUCUGCUACCACUUCUUGGACUUCACUACGUCGUUAUGCCCUUCCGACCGGAAGCCGGUGCUCCAGGAGAAAUUGCCUACCAAAUCGUUUCAGCCAUUUUCACUUCAUUCCAGGGGUUGUGCGUUGCUUUCCUGUUCUGCUUCUGCAACGGCGAAGUGUUAAAAGUUCUGCGAAAGGAAAUCGUCCGCUACGCCGCCACUCGUAAAGUUGGCCUACAAAACCGCCGGCUCAUCUUGCGAUCCCAGCAGCCAAUGACGACCGAACUUUAACUCUACGCUCAUCCCCGGAUAAUAAUGCACCGCAAAUUAUAUUAUAGGCAAACACAACUAUCAACAUAAUUAAUAAUAUUAUAUACAAAUUCUAUUAAAAAUAACUUGAAAUGGGGGUCACCGGUCACCCGGCCGUUUCCUAUUUCGAAUUGUUUCGCGUACGGUACAUCAUAAGCUUGUUAGAUUAAUAUUUUUUCAUUUAGCAAGAUUUUUCUGUUGUGCUUCGUUCCUUGGCCGUCUUCUCUUUUAUAAUAGGCCACGACUUAAAUUUGUGCUAUGUUGGCGAAGUUUCGUGUCUUUUUGGGUCUGAAAUUUGACAGAGGAUCGCCGAAUGUGUGACAUCUCUUUCUCUCCUCUCUAGGCUAUAUAGUUGUUAUCGGUUGUUAUCUAAACUGCGUCAUCAUGCUUCAUGCUCUUUGCAUUGACCUCUGCUCUUAUCUCAUCCAUUUCAUCCUCCGUGGUGUCUCUAUCUCUAAAUUCUAUUUUGCGUAUAGUUGCGUAUAUGUAUCGUAAAUCGGACAUUUCCUCUCCUCCCAUCGCAUAACUUAAAAUCCGUAAAAAAAUUGUUUGGAAACAAAAAGUGAAAGUAAUAUACAUAGAGACAGACAGAUCUGCAUCUCAAUUGCCAUUCGUGAUGGGAAGAGCUGGGAAGCGAGAACAAAAAAUCAAAUCUUACGUUGAAUCUAUUUGAAAUAAUAGAUUCCUUGAUGAUAAAAACCCCUAUAAAAAUGUUAAAACCUGUUAAUUACUCUGUAAAAAUGAUAUGUAUCGUAUUACAUCGUUCGACAUCGUUUAAUUUUAGUAGUAUUAAAAAUUAGCUCCCCCCUGUGCUCAUGUACAUACAUUAUCUUUUGUGUGUAUAUAAAUAGUAGACCUAUGGUAUCAUAGAAUAUAUUGACUUCCGGUACAUUAAUAUUAUUAAGAUUCUGAUGCGUUUUAUUUGCGUGGAGAGGAGGAAGUGAAUCAAAUGAAAUACACUGUCGAUG